UUUCACUGCUCUCUCACUCACUCAGUAAGACUCAUCCAGUACAAACUACCCCCUGACUGGUGGUCAUUCAGAGGCUGCAAAGUUUCAUUGUGAAACAGUCCACGUUACUAGAGAGAAGAUGGAAAGUUACGUUGCAUCUCUGUCGUUGGGAGAAGAAUCUACCCAGAUGUGGACCCUCAACAAAAGACUAGAAGCUUAUCUAUCCCGGGUGAAAGCUCUGGAAGAAGAGAAUGAAUCGCUAAGGGCAGAGAUCCAUCACUUGAAGAGCACCAAGUCUGAAAGGUGCUGGAAAAAGAAGUUUCACGAUGAAAUGCGCAAACUGAGAAAAGCGAUGGAUGAGAGCUACGCAGAGAUGGUCGAAGCGGAAAUGGCCAGAGACAGCAUCUGCGAGGAGAUAGAGUUUAUCAAAGAAAGGUGUCUACAAGAAAGGCAAGCGCAAGAAGACGCCAAGAAGGAGUUAUCUGAAAGCAAGAAGGUGCUGGAGGAAGAAGUGAGAGCCCAGAACUGGUUGAAAGAAAGACUUCUCCAACUGGAGGAAGAGUUGGAGGACAUUUUAAAGGUCCAUGAAGAAGAAAAAGAGCUGAUGGAGCAAGAAAUAUCCCAGUUCUCCCAGAGACUGGAGAACUUCAGGGUAGCUCCUGUAGCAUUUCAGCCAGUGGAUGUAGAUGAUUAUGCCAAGAAACUUUCAGAGAUCUGGCAUGGGGCAGUAGAAGGGUACAAGAGCGAAGUGUCAGCUCUGGAGAACAGUUUGACUGAAGCCAACGAAAACCUGCGAAAGGUGCAGGAAGAGAACAGACAGAGCAAGAUGCUCCUCCAUAGCCUGGAUAAAGAGCUGCAGAGUCUCAAGACGCGGAAAGAGAUGCUGGAGGAACUCCUCUCCAAACAGUGGCAGGAACAGCAGGAAGAAGGAACAAGGCUACAGUUUGAAGUUGAAACUUUGGAAAAGGAGAAGCAGGAUUUGAGAGCCCAGAUCGCGCAGGUCCUUGAGGACAGACAGCAGCUCAUGCACCUGAAGAUGUCCCUGAGCUUAGAAGUGGCCACCUACAGAUCACUUCUAGAAGCAGAGAGCACAAGAAUUUACCCUUCAGGAAUGGAAUACAAACUAUCUAACACUUUUAAUGAUUCAGUGAUGGGACAAAAGAGUUUCAACAGAAGCAGGCAGAACGAAGCCAACAGGAAGCUCGCGCCCAGGGAAUACAGACCGAGUUCCGGUAAAACGCGGACCGCUGAGAAAACCGAAGUGUUUCGACCAUCCACCGACCUCUUCCUGAAUGUGAAAACUUCCCAGAAAAGGGCAAGUCCUGUUACCAAAGAGUUCCAGAAAGUAAGCUCCGUUCUUCAAUCUCAGAGCACCACCAAAGCUCCCGUUGCCAAAACAGCAACUUCACUGUCAACGGGAAAAAGUGAUUUUGAGAGAUACUCUCCAUCCGUGAAUGUUUACGGGAAAACUAAAAUCGAAUCAUCUUCCAAUUCCUACUCUGUGAGCUCAUCCAAAGCGGAUGAUAAGAAGACUGUAAAUGGUACAAGAGACUCAACAUUCUUAAGUGAGAACGGUCACACUCUAAAAGACAAAGAGCGGAAGGGAGAAAAAUCUGUUAAUAAAGAUGAGCGUGAUUCAAUAUUUUCAACAAACCACGAAGCUCCCAUUUCUGAGUUCAAGGAGCUAAAUUUGGAGUCAUCUUUGAGAACAGUCACAGCGACAACUCAUGAAGAGCUGACUUCUGACUUUGUCCAGGAGGACGAUAAGAGCUUGGAGAUAAAAAAUGAUAGUCGUGAGGAACAGUUUCAUGAAAAACUCAAUGAGGAGCCUAAACCUCAAGAUGUUCCAAAACAUGAGAUGUUGGAUGACUCCUUACCAAACACAGUUAGUCAAAAGAAAGUGUCUGAAAACACAGAAGUGGCCGUAGAAAGAGAGAUCCUUAGUGAAGCCAUCAGUUACCAGAGAGUAUCUUAUAACCAGCAGGAAUUAGCAGAAUUGCACGUGGAUACACAGAUAGAUGGCGGAAAUGAAGCUGUUGAGCAGGAAGCAAAAGAACUUGAUAAAGACACUGAUUACACAUGCCCACCAGAAGUAAGUGAAAAUGGCCGACAGCAAGAAAUCACUAUAUUCCAAAGCACCGAAUAUGAAGAUAAAGACUUUGAGCUGCUCUCGAGUGACAACGACAAUGUAUCUGAAAUCAUAAGGCAAACAGUUGGAGGCCUUUUGGGAAGUAAUUUCCAAAUCGCUUCUGUUACUGAAACUGAAUAUGUUCACUAUCAAGAAGAUAAUACACAAGAACCUCAGUCGUUUGAGAGUACAAAUGAUUUUGACCAACUAAUCAGUGGAAAUUCCCAGUGGGUUCUGGAUUCUGAAGGCAGCAUUCAAGUCAAAUAUGAUCAAGCGAGGGUGGUUGUUCCCGGCGAAGAACAAGAAAAUAUCAGUCUGCAAAAUAAAGAACUGGAACAUCAACUGUCAGACGAUGAUGGUCAGUCAAUUCAAAAUAUCGAAGAACCAAUCCAACAAUCCCAGAUUUUCAGCAUCCUUCAGCAGGUUCCUAAAGGCAAAUUUGACAUUGAAGAGGGAAGUUUGCAGCACGAAGAAGACAGUUCUGAACUGGGUGAUGAGAAAUUAAAAGAUGGACAGAUGAGUCCAAGUAUAAGCAAUACCGAAAAAAAUGCUCAAUUCAAGUUAACUGAUGUGCAAGCCGAGCAGCCAUUUGAUAUUGAUGAUGUAGUUAACCAACUAGAUGACUUAAAGCAGGACACAAACCAGUUAAGUGAAAUUGAAGAGGAUAGCAUACAGGUGAAACUGGUUACAGAAACACACUUCGAACGAAGUGACGCUGAACCAAUGUCAACGUCCGAAUAUGAAGGUCAAUUGUCCGACAUUGAAAAAGAAAGUCAAGACAUAACUGAAAGUGAGAGCAACGUAGAAGAGACCAUCCAGUCAACUGAGUAUGAAGAACGCGUUGAACAGUUAAGUGAUGUUACAGAGGGCCCAAGCCAAUCAUUCGAGGAAUCAAAUGAUUUACCGCCAAGCCAAGAAGUCAUUCAUUUAGAAUUACACAAUGAAGAUGAUGAAAGAAAAGAAACUCUCAAUGUAAAUUAUGAAGAGGAGGAUGCUAACCAGUUUGUUGACGUGGAGCAUAACAGCCAAGGAAUCAUUGAUUCAGAGGCUUCGAGUCAACUGUUCUCUGAAGGUGUAGCUGAGGAACUGAGUUAUGCUAACCAAGAUGAUCAGCAUGUAAAAGAAUCAGAAGAAGCUAAUGUGGAAACAGAGGACGCAGAAAGUCAUCAACAGGCGAGUUAUCAACGCUUAAGUCAGUCUAAUAGCCCCACGGAAAGUAGCCAAGAAGAGGCAUCUCUCCAGGAAACAAGGGAGGUACAUGAAAGUCAUGAGGAAAUCGAGUUACUGGAUAAAAACGAUUCCAAUGAAGGUAUAAAUGACCAAAGAAAUGAACUUUUGGAAAACACAAUCCACAACGAUGAUGAUUUUGAAAGGGAAGUGGAGGAAAAACUAAAUGAUGCCACAGAAGAUCAGAAUGCAAGAGAAGAUAUAGGCGACCAACAAUUAUUGGAGAACGAAUAUGAAACAGCGGGGGAACAGGAAAAUGUUUUUAUAGAGAAGAUAACGUAUGAGACUAAAGUUCUCUUCACAGAGGAAGACACUUUGCGUGAUCAGUCUGAAUUGCAAGAACAGCGUGAGCUGUCUGAAGACUUGCUGGAAGCCAGUGAAAAUCAAUAUAUCGUAGGUGGGGUCCAUGAAGAUUUUACUGUAAAAGAGGAAUAUAGUAAUGAAAGUAUAGAAGAGAAUGAAAUUGAGCAAAUUAAGAAAAUAGAGGAAACCGAGAAAACAGAAGAAUGUUUAAGCGAAGACAACAAUCAAGAUUUGCUGACACCAGUGAAUGAAUCUGUUGAGUCAAAUAAUAUCCCUGAACUUGGAAAAGCUAUUGAGGAUAGUGAGGAACCCAAGCAAGAUGCCCAAGAGUUGGAAGAAACUGAUUCUGAGAAAUCUGAAAUAAUUGCAGAAAAUAACACACAGGUUUCCCUUGACAGUGUGAAGGAAGCGGAUGAUAUCAAGGCAGAUGAUGGAAUCCCAGCACAGUCCAUCACUGAAGAUCUCCCUGAGAAUGAAGGUGAGAUCAUUGAUGGGAAUGAAGAGCAGAGCGAUUAUUCUGAGGCAUCAUUUGAGAACCCUGUGGAGGUCAUUGAUGUACAUCACGCAGAACUUAAAAAUGAAGAAGACCUUGCAGAGCAUGAAGUUCAAAGUUAUGUUUUGGAACAACAGGAGGAACAUGAAGAGCAGGGAAGCUCAUUGGAGGAGCCAGUUGAUCACCCUACUGAGGUUUUUUAUGUAGACCCCAAAGGAGAAGAUAAUACUAAAAGUUAUGUUGCUGAAGAAGAGAAGGAACAUGUAGAGCACACAUGUUCUUCUGAGGUUUCAGCUGAGGACGUUCCUGAGACUUUUGAUGUAGAUCAUGCAGAAUAUCAAAAUGAGGAGGAUGCUGCUGAAGCCCAGAGCCUUGCUGCUGAACAACAGAAGGAACUUCAAGAUAUUCACAAUGAGAACUCUGAAACCAUAUAUUCACAAGAAGAGGUUUCUGAAUUUGAACCCAAUAAAGAUUAUCAUUUAGAAAAAACCUUGCCAGACACCACCCCACUACCUAACCUAGACAAUGAAUCUGAAGAUGUAUCUGAGGAACCAGUCACAUUAACUGGCCAAGUUAACAUUACCCAAGAUGAUGAAGAACAGCUUAUAGAAGAGUCUGGAAAACAUAGUUUGCUGACAGAUGAAUUUGUAACAGGUUCUAUUGAAGAAAGUGAAGAAAUGGAUGCUAAAUUAAGUACAAAAGAAGAAGAUUAUAAUGAUGGAGAUGGCUUCCCUGCCCUAGAUGUUGACACAGAAGUACAGAAAGAUACCUCAGACCGAGAGACAAGCAAUUUAAGAGACAACGAGUUUCCUGAUAACGCAGUGACAAACAUGGUAGCUGAAGAAGACAUAAGUGAAGACCACAUUGAUUUGGAUGAAUCACAAUACAAAGCCCCUGAAGUUCAAGCUACAGAAGCCAAUAUAUCCCAAGAGGAGAAGGAAACUAAGGAUCCAAUUGAGCUUGAUGAAGCUUUGGAUAAAGACAACAGUGAGGGACAUGGUCAGUUUGCAGAAGAUAUGCCAGAGGUUGCUAAGGAAAAUGACCAGCAAAAUACCAGUUCUGAAUGUGUAGCAUUAGACACAGUUCUGUUAGAUAACAUAAGUCAUCAGGAAGAACAGACAGAGGUGGAGGAACUUGGUGAUAGUGUUUCAGAAAGUGAGGAAUCUGGAUCUUUUGAUGAAAACUCACCUAACGCAACAACAGUCAGCGAGACUUCUCAACUGGAAACCAGCAGAACCAGUAUCACUGAGGAAACACAUCCAGAAAUGGAAGAGACUGAUGAAAUCACCACAAGUUCCAAAGAACAUGAAAAUGUUGGGUUGGAAAAUUCAGAAGACAAGGAGACAAAAGAAGUUGAAAAUAUAUUUCUGGAGGGAUCGGCCUCUGCUCCCAAUGAUAUUGUAGAGUUGGAAACCAGAUCAACAGACCAAGAGAAGGAAGAAGUAACAGAAAGCAGCAAUUCCUCUUAUGAUUCAAAUGAUACAUCUGAAUUAGAUGGAUUUAAAGAAAAUAUUGAUAACGCUGGAUUUGAAUUGAACAAAGACAGCGAGAACGUGAAUGGUCUACCAGCAUCCGAAAACCUUGAUUCAGCCAAAAAUGUAUUAAACGGUCAUUCAAACGGCGAACGGUCAGAGCAUGAACUCAGCGGUAAGAAGGGCUUCAUAUUAUUGGAAGAAAGCGAAGACAUUCAUACGCAAGCGAUCCUCCAUGAUUCAAUCAUUUCAUUUGCUAUGCCAGAAAGGAAAGACGAAGGACUAUUCCAGUCUUUGUUAGAACCUCCACAACCAAAAGAUUCUAGCAUAAUAAAUGAGCUCUCUGCUGAAGAAAGCCAAUUUACCAAGCUGGUGGAAGACCCCGCUCUUAGUUAUAAAAGUUUUAGUGAUCAGCCCGAAACCUCGUCUUUCACAAGUGAAAGUGUUGCUGAAACCAGCCAACAAAGCCAUGAAAUCCAUGAAGGUAUCUUUGAUAUCAAGGUUCAGUACGGGAAUGAAAAUUCUUGGUCAUCGGAGGACUAAACAGAGACUAUUUAUAUCCCCACCGCUAUGAACGUAGUUCAUUGAGAUACCAUUAAUAAUGGCUCCCAUGCAUGUUGGAGGCGGCUUAAUGUUUGGGGGAAAUGAUUUGUAGGAUGGCUUUGGGUUUUAUUGGUUUCUUUAAUACCGAACAAGGACUCUGAUGUCAAUUUUCUCAAACAAUUUGCUGUGAAUUCACCCAAUUGAAAGCUGAAUAACUGAUUGUUUUUUUUAUUGGAAGCAUUUAAAUUGUGUGUCUUGCAUGGUACAUGGUUUUAUCCGCGAUCAGCCGCUAGCAUAAGUUUGCAUUUCAUAUUUUAUGCUAUAGUCACAUUUUUAUUUGCUUUUCAUUUUAUUUAUUAGAAGGUUAUCAGCGUCACAGAAGUGAAAUUCUUAUCUGAUUCUGAAGAAAUUCUGGAGCUAAAAAAAAAAAAUGCUCUAAAAUUAGCACUUUAGCCUUUAGUAAUCAUGCCUCAAAACUGCGUAUAUUUGCCUUUAUAAGAAUGGCUCUAGAGCUUUCAGGUCUCGAGUAUACCUAUAAUAUGUUUGUAUUUGGGGAAUUGAUACACUUCCGGUAUUCUUUAAAACUCAUCAGAGGACCAGAACACUGAACUGCAUUGAAACAUUCUUAUUAUUAUCAAUAAAAAAAUAAGAACAUCAAAUAA
Messenger RNA from Spea bombifrons (plains spadefoot toad), 6807 nucleotides. It is a transcript of the gene NES, whose product is annotated as nestin. Lineage: Eukaryota; Metazoa; Chordata; Amphibia; Anura; Pelobatidae. Bases 119 to 6145 code for a protein of 2008 amino acids. Gene Ontology annotation, cellular component: intermediate filament. Gene Ontology annotation, molecular function: intermediate filament binding; CCR5 chemokine receptor binding. The record is from RefSeq and is a predicted model, not a curated record. Gene Ontology annotation, biological process: positive regulation of intermediate filament depolymerization. The transcript has 4 exons.